AUGGCAGUAGACGCAAUGGAUAUCGACCCUCUGCCCCUGCGCACCGCCGAGGCAGAGCGCAAACGCAAGAGCAAGAAGGAAACACCCGCAUCGCCCUCCAAAAAGCGCAAGCAACAACCACUCCCCCUUCACCCUCACAACAGCGACGCUCUACCUGCCCCUGUCGCCAAUCUCCAUCUCGCCCACGCACGCGCUGGCCUCGCUGCUCGCCGAGCACCUCUCGCCUUUGCUCCUGACUUACUUCCCCCGCUGAAGGGUGUUGUCAUGGCCUACUCCAAUGCCUCUAUUUCUAGUCGUCACCCGUCCGACUCGUCACGGCUUGCUUCCGAUCCUAAUCCCCAGCCGUUGACGCUUGCUACCACUGCGGAUGAGUACGGCGUGCUCUAUGUCUACUUGACUGCUACUUUCUUGGUCUUCCGUCCGAAGCGCGGGCAGAUUCUUGAUGGGUGGGUUAAUGUUCAGUCGGAGGGAUUCCUUGGUGCUGUUGUUUUCAACUUGUUCUCUGUUGGCGUUGAGCGCAAGCGUCUGCCUUCGAACUGGAAGUGGGUUCCUCCUGGCGAGGAGGCUGAGACUCCUGCUACGACUGAUGAGGAGUCUGGGUCCGAUCAGAAAAUAGCUGGGUUCGAUGCUGAGAAGGAGUUUUUCCAGCCUGCUUCGCUGGCUGCUGAGGAGGUUCCUCUUGAUGGUGAGGACGAGGAGGAGUCUGCUCACUCUGGGUAUUUCCAGUCUGUUUCUGGACACCGGGUGCGUGGCUCUGUUCGCUUCCGUGUUGUUGAUGUCGAUGUUAUUCCUGGUUCUGAGCGGGAUCGUGGUUUCCUCAGUAUUGAGGGUACGAUGUUGUCUGCUGAGGAAGAGGAGCAGCUGCUCGAGUCGGAGCGUGAGGGCCAAUCGCUUCCGCCUUCUUUCUUCUCGUCACCUACCAAGGCACGCACUGUUCCUGUUAUGAAUGUGCCGGUAUCGGAGGCUGACGAGGUUUCGGUUGUGGAUGUGCACUCAGACAGCCCUAAGGAGAAGAAGGAAAAGAAGGAGAAGACAGAAAAGAAAGAAAAGAAAGAGAAGAAGGACAAGUCAGAGAAGAAAGAGAAGAAGGACAAGUCAGAGAAGAAAGAAAAGAAGGAAAAGAAGUCCAAGUCGAAGAAGAGCGACUAA
Molecule: messenger RNA, 1149 nt
Organism: Penicillium antarcticum
Lineage: Eukaryota; Fungi; Ascomycota; Eurotiomycetes; Eurotiales; Aspergillaceae
Product: DNA-directed RNA polymerase I subunit RPA43
Exons: 2
Coding region: 1-1149 (382 amino acids)
Biological process (GO): DNA-templated transcription initiation
Cellular component (GO): RNA polymerase I complex
Source: RefSeq, a predicted model, not a curated record